Molecule: messenger RNA, 1864 nt
Organism: Crotalus tigris (Tiger rattlesnake)
Lineage: Eukaryota; Metazoa; Chordata; Lepidosauria; Squamata; Viperidae
Product: interferon-inducible GTPase 5-like
Exons: 2
Coding region: 484-1722 (412 amino acids)
Cellular component (GO): membrane
Molecular function (GO): GTP binding; GTPase activity
Source: RefSeq, a predicted model, not a curated record
CCUUCCCUUCACCAUAUGGCAGAAUCCAGGGAAGGCAGAAAUGGGGUUUUCUAUAGUUGAUAACUAGAGAUGAAAUAUAAUUGGAUUCUGACACUCGGAGCACACCUGUAAAGAGAUGGUUUUGUUUUCCUUCCAGAUGCCUGCUGUGCUUCUUGCUUAUAAAAUAUGCAAAUCUUUCCCAUGACUUCAGCUGACUUCUUUUUUUCCUGCUGGUGGUUCCAUUGCUGACCUCACACUGGGUCAGCUGGCACUCGGUGAAUAUGGCAGCUGCUUAGGAGCAAGCUAACACUCACUUCGGUCAAGGGAAAUUGCUGGGACAUCAGCUGAACUUCGUAGGACUUCACAAGCAUGGGGGCCACGUGGCACCCCACUCACCGAUUCUUGGGGUCCCGGGCCAGGUGCCAUCCGGAAAGACGGUGAUAAAAGAUUGUAGCGAAAGAUCUUCCUCCCCAGGCUGACCAGAAAAGUUAAGCUGUUGACCCCAUGGCCCAAAAAGUGGAUGAUAAAAUUGCUCUAACUGAAAAGCAAAUUGAGGACCUGAAGGCUGCUUUUAAGACGGGGAGUUUUGAUCAGCUGACCAAACGCCUCCAGGACGCUUUUUCCUCACUGGAGAACAUCAGUUUAAAUGUGGCUGUCGUUGGAGAAUCAGGAGAAGACCGGGCAAUCUUCAUCAACACUUUUCGGGGCCUCUGUGCGGAAGAUGAAGGAGCGGCUUCUCCUGGAAAGAUGGAGGCCAAUAAAACUCCUGUGGCUUAUCCGCAUCCAAAGUACCCCAAAGUAAUCCUGUGGGAUCUGCCAGAUAUUGGGAAUCCAGGUUUCAGUGCCAAGCGUUAUGUGGAGAACAUGGAUCUGGCCUCCUAUGACUUCUUUUUAAUUAUUGCUUCUCAGCACUUCAGGUCCUUCCAUGCUAAGCUGGCUUAUUAUGUCAAAAAAACUGGCAAAGGAUACUAUUUUGUCCGGUCCAAAGUGGAGGCAGAUCUGGAAUCCAUCCGUCAGAGCAACCCAUCUAGCUUCAAUGAGCUGGUCACCCUGCAGAAGAUCCGGGAAGACUGCCUACAAGACCUUCAAGCUGAGAAAGUGAAAUCUCCCAAGAUCUUCCUUAUUUCCAGCCUUUUACUCAACAAGUACGACUUCUAUCUUCUGGAAGAGACUCUGGAGAAGAACCUGGAUCUACCGAAGAGCCACUCGUUCCUCCUUGCCACCCCCAACAUCUCCCAUCGCAUCUUGGAGAAGAAGAAGGACAUGAUGCUGGAACACUUGUGGUUGGUGGCUGUGGUGGCCUGUGGGAUCCAGACUGAAACUAUCUCAGAUAUUUCGGUGGCGUGCAAUGUGGACCUGCUGGUCAGAACCAUGCAAGGUUAUUGCAUUAGCUUUGGCUUGGAAGAGGACUCCCUAAGGAGGACCGCUGAACAUGUAGACCAACCCAUUGAACAGCUGAAGGCCCUAAUCAGGUCUCCACUGGCUCCUGCAGUCACUAAAGCAGUUGUGGUGGAAUUGCUUGUCCAAGCGGCCAGCAGAGCACUCAACCUACCAAAGCAGCUUGUGCCCAUGGCCUCGGUAGGCUUGUCAUUUGCGGUGGUCUACAGCAUGCUGAAAACUUUUGUGGAGGAUGUGGCAACUGAUGCCCACAGGCUUCUGGUCAAAGUGUUUAUGAGCCAUAAGGGCACCAGUGAGCCUGGGACAUCUGUGUCAAACGUCUUGGAGAACCAGGGCCAUUCUUAAGGGGUUUCCAGAGAGCUUCACAUCCAAGGUGGACACUAUGAAGUUCUAGAAAAGUAGCUACACUUUUAUCUUCUCCAAUGUUCUUUCAAACCAGGGUUGUUGCUUAAGAGAGUAAAUCAGGAGUAACCCUCUCACAAACUGA